AAAGCGAUAAACCUCUCUCCUUCGAUCGUUUUUUCUUCUUCUUCUUCUCCUUCUCCGCUGCAUCAUCUGCUCUUUCUUCCGGAAUUUGCAGAGUGAGAGAGAGAGUGAGUGAGUGAGAAAAAGAGAGAUAUAGAUAAUGGAUACUGGGCUAAGCGAGAUCGGAAGCACGAAGAUGUUCGAUGGCUACAACAAAAGAUACAAACACCACAGCCCAACACUCGGAUGUUCCAUGACUUUCUCAGUCUACUUCCCUCCUUCUCCCUCAUCUUCCAAAAGGUUCCCUGUGCUUUACUGGCUUUCUGGCCUCACCUGCACAGACGAGAAUUUCAUCAUCAAGUCCGGGGCUCAACGUGCUGCUUCUACCCACGGCAUUGCUCUUGUUUCUCCAGAUACUUCUCCAAGAGGACUAAAUAUUGAAGGCGAAGCAGACAGUUACGACUUCGGUGUAGGAGCUGGAUUUUACCUCAAUGCUACACAGGAGAAAUGGAAGAACUGGCGUAUGUAUGAUUAUAUUGUCAAAGAGUUGCCAAAACUCCUGAGUGAAAACUUAUCUCAGCUGGACACAGCAAAAGCAUCUAUCUCUGGACACUCCAUGGGUGGACAUGGAGCUCUUACUAUUUACCUGAAGAACCUCGAUAAGUAUAAGUCCGUGUCUGCGUUUGCACCAAUUGCCAAUCCCAUAAAUUGCCCGUGGGGACAGAAGGCAUUCACCAAUUAUCUAGGUGACAACAAGGCUGCUUGGGAGGAAUACGAUGCCACUUGUCUUAUUUCAAAGUUCAACGAUCUGUCUGCCACAAUUCUAAUUGAUCAGGGAGAAAACGACCAGUUCUUCCCUGAUCAGUUAUUGCCCAACAAGUUCGAGGAGGCAUGCAAAAAGGUGAAUGCGCCGCUCUUAGUCCGUAUGCAGCCAGGAUACGACCACUCCUACUAUUUUAUUGCCACAUUCAUCGAAGACCACAUUAGCCACCAUGCUCAAGCCCUUGAGCUCUAGCUCAGUCCAGCUGCGUGGCUUCCGGCUUUGGCUUUGUCCAAAUGUUAGUAUCAAUCAAUAAAGCUAGUGGACUUGUCAUGUUUUGUGUUCAAUAACUGGUCUGUGUGAUGUUUUGCCUAAGAUAAUAAUAAAAAAGUUUGUCUCUGCUUCAUCUCUAAA
Molecule: messenger RNA, 1150 nt
Organism: Eutrema salsugineum
Lineage: Eukaryota; Viridiplantae; Streptophyta; Magnoliopsida; Brassicales; Brassicaceae
Product: S-formylglutathione hydrolase
Exons: 7
Coding region: 137-991 (284 amino acids)
Biological process (GO): formaldehyde catabolic process
Cellular component (GO): cytosol
Molecular function (GO): S-formylglutathione hydrolase activity
Source: RefSeq, a predicted model, not a curated record